CUCAUGUGUAUAUUUGCGCACAAUGUCAUUCAGGCUAUUAUAAAAUCACUGAGAUGCGCAGUUAUAACACAACCUGCUGAUUAGAAUGACUGAACAGGAGCCUGACACCAAGAGCCAGAGUGUGAAGCUUUUAGGGAUUCUGGACAUUGGGAAAACUCCUUGUGCAAGAGAUGCUGUUCUUCAUGGUGCAGGAGGAUCUGCCAUCGCCGGAUUAGUGCACUUUCUGGCAACUAGCAGAGUAAAGCGUUCAUUUGAUGUUGGGAUGGCUGGAUUCAUGUUGACUACACUGGCUUCAUGGUUCUACUGCCGGUUUAACAAUGCAAAAUUGCGGGCUCAGCAAAAGAUUAUUCAGGAUGGAAUUAGGAAUAAAGCUAUUUAUGAGGGGACGAGUCUUGAUCCUACACGAAAAGCAAAAGAUGAGUAAAGACUGAAUGCUCUUUGCAGUGACUUUUAUGUUGCCCUUUCCCUUAAUGCAGGUUUGUUCAUUGUAUGUAUAAAGUUAUAUUUGUGUUUAUGAUGUAAUGAUUACUAAUCCAAUAUAAAAACUUAAACAGAAACAAAAGA
This is a messenger RNA of Trichomycterus rosablanca, 564 nucleotides long. Its product is annotated as cytochrome c oxidase assembly protein COX20, mitochondrial-like. The transcript is spliced from 4 exons. Bases 86 to 424 code for a protein of 112 amino acids. Lineage: Eukaryota; Metazoa; Chordata; Actinopteri; Siluriformes; Trichomycteridae. Gene Ontology annotation, biological process: mitochondrial respiratory chain complex IV assembly. Gene Ontology annotation, cellular component: mitochondrial inner membrane; mitochondrion. The record is from RefSeq and is a predicted model, not a curated record.